Molecule: messenger RNA, 661 nt
Organism: Paramecium pentaurelia
Lineage: Eukaryota; Ciliophora; Oligohymenophorea; Peniculida; Parameciidae
Source: the annotation of a GenBank genome assembly
AUGCUAUUUGAGCUUCCAGAUAAAAUUGGCAAAGCAUUUGGAAAUGGUACACUUUCGAUCUAGUCAAGCAAAAAUAAUAAAUUGGCUGAACUUAUCAAUUCUAAAUAUACUGAAGAUAUAGUUGAAGCUAUCAGAAUGCUAUAUUGCGUAUCAAUAUCAUCAAUAAAUAUAGUAAUAUUUACAAAAUAAAGAUCUAACUCUUUAUAUGUCUAGAAUAAUUAAUUUACUCCCAAGAGAAGAUCUUGAAUUAAAAAAAUUAUGUUAAAUAUUGAUAAGUGAAUUUGCAGCUUAGCCAAAUGCAAGAACAAGCAAAUCCCAAGGAGAUGUCCUUAUUUUGGCUACUGCUCCAAUUUUUAAAGAUUUAACUAAUUAAAAUACUUCAAUAAAAUUAAAUGCUCUGAAAACAUUAUCAAGUUUGAGAAUUUAAGAACUUACACCAAUGUUAUUUACAGCAAUAAGAAAGAUUUAAUCUGAUAAAAAUCCAUUAGUAAGAAGAAGUGUUGCGUUAUCAAUUCUAAAAAUGCAUGAUAUGUGUAGUGAUGAUGUUUAACCAGAUGAUUAUAAUGAUAUUAUUAAUUUUCUGCUUAAAGACACUCAUCAAACUAGAUUAUAUGCUAUCNCAAUUUAAGAUAUAGCAUUUCGAGUUAAUUUGAAAGACUGA